Molecule: messenger RNA, 4458 nt
Organism: Aethalodelphis obliquidens (Pacific white-sided dolphin)
Lineage: Eukaryota; Metazoa; Chordata; Mammalia; Artiodactyla; Delphinidae
Product: zinc finger protein 709-like
Exons: 4
Coding region: 122-1471 (449 amino acids)
Biological process (GO): regulation of transcription by RNA polymerase II
Cellular component (GO): nucleus
Molecular function (GO): RNA polymerase II cis-regulatory region sequence-specific DNA binding; DNA-binding transcription activator activity, RNA polymerase II-specific
Source: RefSeq, a predicted model, not a curated record
GCGAUCCGGUUUCCUAUCCUUCAAUGACGGAGGUGGCAGUGCCUCAGAGUCUGUCGCGCUGUGACCUGCGGUGGUCGUGGGAGUCGUAGGAAGGAUUCAGAGAGACCCAGGAAACCUAGAAAUGGACUCAGUGACCUUUGAGGAUGUGGCUGUGAGCUUCACCCUGGAGGAGUGGGCUUUACUGGAUCCUUCACAGAAGAAACUCUACAGAGAUGUGAUGCGGGAAACGUUGAGGAACCUGGCCUCAGUAGGAGAAAAAUGGGAAGAUCAUGACAUUGAAGAUCAGUACAAAAACCAGGGGAGAAAACUAAGAAGUCAUGUGGUAGAGAGACUCUGUGAAAGUAAAGAGGGUAGUCAAUGUGGAGAAAACUUCAGCCUUAUUCCAAAUCUCAAUCUGAACAAGAAAACUACUGGAGUGAAACCACGUGAAUGCAGUAUAUGUGGAAAAGUCUUUACGCGUCAUUCAUCCCUUAAGAGACACAUGAGCUGUCACACUGAACGUAAACCAUAUGAGUAUCAGAAACAUGGAGAGAAGCCAUAUAAAUGUAAGGAAUGUGGUAAAGCCUUUAGCUAUCUCCAGUUUUUGGAGACGCAUGAAAAAAAUCACAAUCGAGAGAAAAAAUAUAAAUGUAAGGAAUGUGGAAAAGCGUUCCAUUCCCGCGCAUCCUUUCAAACACAUGAAAGGAUUCACACAGGAGAAAAACCCUAUGAAUGUAAGGAAUGUGGGGAAGCUUUCAUGUGGAGCACAGCGUUUCGAAGACACAUGGUAACACACACCGGAGAUGCUCCAUAUACAUGUAAGGAAUGCGGGAAAGCUUUUAAUUGUUCCUCUUCAUUGCGAACACAUGAAACAACUCACAGUGAAGAGAAACCCUAUCAGUGUAAACAAUGUGGGAAAUUCCUUAGAUAUUAUCAUACUUUUCGAACACAUGAAAGGACUCAUACAGGAGAGAAACCCUAUGAAUGUAAGCAGUGUGGUAAAGCCUUCAGUUGUCCCAGUUCUUUUCGAAAACAUGAAAGAAUUCAUACUGGGGAAAAGCCUUAUGAAUGUAAGGAAUGUGGGAGAGCCUUCAGAGGUCUCUCAAGCCUUCGAGCACACAUGAUCACUCACACUGGAGAUGGACCUUAUAAAUGUAAGGAAUGUGAGAGAGCCUUCAUUUCUCCUAGUUCUUUUCGAAUACAUCAAAGGAUUCACACUGGAGAGAAACCCUAUGAAUGUAAACAAUGUGGUAAAGCCUUCAGUUACUAUAAUUCCUUACAAUCACACAGAAGAACUCAUACUGGAGAGAAACCCUAUGAAUGCAAGGAAUGUGGGAAAGCCCUCUCCCAUCACCAGACCUUAAGAGUACACAUGAGACUGCACACUGGAGAGAAACCCUAUGAAUGUGAACAAUGUGGUAGAGCUUUCAGAUAUUACACUUCCUUCCAAAAGCACAAAAGAGUUCAUACUGAGAAGAAAUUCUGUGAAUAAGGAAUAUGGAAAAGCCUUUAGUUGAUCAACUUCACUUUGAAAACAUGAAAGAAGCCACACUGGAGAGAAAGCCUGUCAGUGUAAACAAGACGGGAAAGCCUUCAGGUAUUUUCAAAGCUUGAAAACACAUGAAAGGACUCCCAUAGAAGAGAAACCUUGUAAGCAGUGUGGUAAAUCCUGCAGAGAUUACACUUCAUUAGAAACACGCAAAAGAGCUCAUAGUGAAGAGAAACCCUGUGACUGUAAGGAAUGUGGAAAAGCCUUCAGAUGUUAUCAGAGUUUUUUUUUUUUGAAGAUGUGCAAAAGAUCAGAGUGGAGGGAAUGUGGUAAACCCUUCAUUUGUCACAAACCAUUUGAAGACGUGUGAGAACACACACUGGAGAGACACCAUAUAAAUGUAAAGAAUGUUGGAAAGCCUUGUCAUCCCAGUUCUGAAAGGAUGAAAGGACUCACUGGACAAAAACUCUUGAGUUAAACAGCCUGGGAAAGAUUUCAGUGAGCCCAUAUCUUUACAUGUGAAAAAGAAUAUAAAUGUAAGUAACAUGAGAAAGCUUGAUGGAAACUAAUCUAUGUAUAACAUUCCAGAAAAUAGGAAAGAGUUGUUAUUAAAGUUGUAAAUAUGUUGUCUUUAUCAAGCCUCUUUUCUUAGAGUGCACCAUUGGAUGGUGGAUUUCUAGUAAUUACUCUCAGAAAUGAAUACAAGGUGAGAUGAUUUUAUAAGUCAUGUUUCCACAGCAGUACAUAAGAUUAAUAGGUAGUGCUUUUUCUUUAAAUCAGUUAAUAAUAUUUUCUCUUUCCUGUUUGAAACCUGUUGGAUCAUAGGUGAAUUGAAGCGUAUUUCUAAUAAUGCAAUUAGGUUAACAUUGUUUUAUAAUGUUUUAUUUGUUCUGUGUUAAGGGGCCACUGAAAAAUGACAGUUUGGUAUUUGGAUUUUCCUAAUGGCCUUGUGGCAGUUCUUGGAUAUCCUAGUCCAGAAUAUAUAUUUAUCUUUCUUACCGACAAAGCUCCUUUUUGGGGGUGAAGAGUAUAAGAGCCUUUUUCCGUCUUCCAUACUAAUAAACAGUUGAAUAAAUAUUUAUGUAUGCCUCACUUAUAAAAGAAUAUAGUUUCCAUGUGAAUUAUUAUUUUCAUAUUUGGGUCUUUGCUUUAUGUCCUUCCUUCUGACUAUAAUUUGGUGAAUAGACUUUGAAUUAAGAAGAGAGGCCUGAUAGGACAACAAAAUCUAGAGCUGGAGUUAUUCCCCCGGUAGGUAAUGUUAGGAACUAGAUUUUCCAGAACUCAUCCCUUUUGUGGUUCCUUGUUAGAAUCCACCAAUAGUCUGACUUGCAUGAGAUUUGGAAGGCAGAAGUGAGGAAGGCAGUAGUCAGAUUUUACAUAUAGAGAGACAGAUGCACAGGAGCUUUAGGUAUACCAUCUUCCAGCCCAUUUUCCAUAUUUUUUGCCCUUCCAAUCAAGAGUAUCCUCAAAACCACAAAUAACUGUAUGAUAUCAAUUUUUCUGAGAGCUCUGGUUUCAACUGAUGUCUUCCCAAGAUCCACAUCAAAAAUCCAGCUUCUCCAGGGUCUCUUGCCCACCAGGAAACUAAUCAGAUUGUCGUGAUUGGGAGUAUUCUUUGAUUCCCCUCUUCUCUAGAUUAUAUCCAUAUAAGGUCUGAUUUGUGUAGGAAACACCUUGUGCUGUUAACAGUCCUAGUGAGUAUGUUUUCCUGAUUCACCAUGACAUCUGCAAUGGUGUAAUCAAAAAGAAUGACAUGGGAGUUUUUUCUCUACUGCAGUGUUCACUGGCUGCCUUCACUUGGUCUUUCCAUGUGAGAAUAAGAACCUUUCUCCUGUCAGGAGACUGAGUUUUUCUUGUUUCUUGGAGCUCAAUGUAAUACCUCAGUGUUUUCAGUUCUGUUUGAUUGUAUGUGAUUAAACUAUGUAUAUUUUUUUGUUACAGGAAUGCUUCUAUAGUUCUUUCAUGGAAAUAUAUUAUUAACUGUUUUCUAAGCUGUCCAAUGCUAACAAAUAUUAUUGUGCAUUUCAUGUCCUGACAGGCUAUAUUAAAAUAUACCCUUAUAAUUAUGUAUUUUCAGAUAAACUUUGCAAUUUUCUUUCACUUAAUCAUUUAUAUUUUAAGUCAAUUUUAUGUACAUACAAGUUCAGGUAUGUUUUCCUCAGGCAAAUUUUACUUUUUAUUCUUUUGUAGUUACGAUAUUUAUUAUGAAAUUAAUUUCUCAUUUAUUCUUAGUACCAGAUACUUAAAUCAUGUUUUUUUUUUUUUUAAGCGCCCUCUUGUCAGUGACCUACAGGAUUGCACUUGUGGUCAAAGAGAGGAAUGUAAUGAAUUCUAAUAAGAAUGAGCACAAACCAUUAAGUGAUGUGAGGUAUAAUAGUACAGGAUGCUCAGAAGGACUUCUUCUUAUAGGAGUUUGGCUUUAGAGGAUUUGACUGCUACCCAAGAAAGCAAGACGUUUUUCUGUAUUGGAUGCCGUAAGGAGGGUAACUUUAUUCUUUCGUUGGUUAUCAUAAUCCUUAUUUUCUAGAAGGCAAAAACAGUGUAGUGGAGCUAAACUUAAUUCGUAAGAAGCCCCAGUUACAUUAGAAAGAAGAGGGCUAUACUGGUCAUUUUUAUUAUUUGGAGCUUUAUCUUUUAUCAGUUUUAGAGAUAUGGUUACAAAAUACCCUAAUUUUUGUCUUGGUCCAUCAUAGUCAACGAAUACCUUUGAUGAAGGUGGUGUGUGACAUUUUUCUCUUCACCGGGAAAAGACUUGGCCUUGCAAAGAUUGCAGGCCAGUUCCCUGUCCUCUGGAACAGCUUUUCCUUUCCUACUUGUUAUCCAAACACUGGUGUACUUCCUACAGUGUAUUAGACACCCUUUACUAUAAAGUUCAAGUCUCUUUUAGUAUCUCAUUUAUGACUCAACUUUGUAAGUUUAGGUAAUUUGUGAGAGAACACAUACCUAGCAAGAGAGAAAGACAGGACCACUGUUGCAAUCAAGCCUUUUUU